AGGGAGCCUCGAUAUGCUGUCUACGACCAACUACGUAGCGCGACGAUACGGUGUGCGCUCCGGGAUGCCAGGGUAUAUUGGCAGGAAGCUGUGCCCCUCACUCGUCAUUGUGCCAACCGACUUUGACGCGUACCGUGCGGAGAGCGCCGUGGUGCGGGGAAUUGCGGCCGAGUACGACCCCAACUUCACUAGCGUGGGCCUUGACGAGCUGACGAUGGAGGUGACGGCGUACCUGCGGGCUCACCCUAGCAUGACUGCGGCGGAUGUUGCGUCCGAGUUCCGCGCGCGUGUGUUCGCGGAGACGCAGCUGACUGCCAGUGCAGGGAUUGGCCCGACGGCGACACUGUCCAAGAUUGCGAGCAACUACAAGAAACCGAACGGCCAGCACGAGCUGCAGCUUCGGACGCGCGAGGAUGUGAUGGACUUUAUGAAGAACCUUCCGGUGCGAACCGUGCCUGGGAUUGGCCGUUCGACUGAAAGCAUCCUUCAGGGUCUAGGCAUCAACGCUCUUGGGGACAUUUACGAUCGGCGUGUUGAGUUGUGCUAUGUCUUAACGGAGAAAACGUUUCGCUUUCUUCUGGGUUCUUCCAUGGGCAUAGUGCGCUGGAUGGACGCAGACGCGCCUGAUGGAACUGAACGUGCAUCAGGGGCGGAACGGAAGUCUAUCGGCAUGGAGCGUACCUUUAGAAAUCUCUCGAGUCGCUUGGAUCUGCAGCAGAUUGCGCACUCAGCCCUGCUUCAUGCGCACAGGGGACUUGAGGAAAAGGAAUUGGUUUGUCGGCAGAUUGUCCUAAAGACGAAGCGAGUAAGCUUUGAGGUACAUCAGUACUCCAAAAAUUUGUCACAACACUUGGAUGACUUCGAGACUCUCCGCCGUGGGGUUGACGAGCUGCUGCUUCCUAUUGCGGACCAGUAUGCCUCCUUUAGGCUGGUGGGUGUCCGGCUGGCGGACCUAAUGACAAAGGCGGAGUACGAGAUCCUUCAGCGGGGUAACGUACAGCGCACCUUGUUGCAUUACUGCACUCACAGCAAUGCGAGGGAAAAUCUGGUAACAUGUGGGAAAAAGCGCCUUGUAAAUGGAGAGGAGGAGUUGAAGAAUGACAAUAAUGGUAGCGAACUGUGGAUUUGCUCAGCGAAUAAGGGGACAUCGGAUGAUUUUGUUGCUGAUGAUGAUGUGGUGUGUGUGAGUCCCCCGGCGAAGCUGAGGCGGUCAGAGGGUGGUAGCGCGGCGGAAAAUGUUAUUGUGAUUGAUUGA
Messenger RNA from Trypanosoma rangeli, 1255 nucleotides. RefSeq names its product putative DNA polymerase kappa, putative,DNA polymerase IV. Gene Ontology annotation, biological process: error-prone translesion synthesis. NCBI's taxonomy places the organism in Eukaryota, Euglenozoa, Kinetoplastea, Trypanosomatida, Trypanosomatidae. The transcript has a single exon. The record is from RefSeq and is a predicted model, not a curated record. Gene Ontology annotation, cellular component: nucleus. The annotation marks the transcript as partial. Gene Ontology annotation, molecular function: DNA-directed DNA polymerase activity; damaged DNA binding.